GACAAAAACUUUGCAAAAUGUUUGUCAUUUGAAAAUAAAAACUGUGCAAAUAAUUUUGAAGAAUAAGUUAUUAUUUUUAUAUCAGGCUUAUUUCUCGUUAAUUGUUGUAAUUCAAUUACAAUUAAUUAUUUUUUCGUUGUAAGAAAUAAGUUGAUACUAUGUCUAAAAAACCGAAUUCUGGAAAGAAGACUAGUUUGUCCCAAUUUGGUCUACUUGAUAUGGAUAUGGAUGAUGGAGAUGAUGAACUUUUGGACCUGUCAGAUGAUGAUAUUGACUUAGAAGCUGAACUGGCUCUGAUUAGUGAUGGUGGUGGUGGCAAACCUGCCAAGCCUAAGAAGCCAGCACCUGUACCUGCAGCUAACUUAGAUGUUAUGAUUGCCCAAAGUUUGAAAGAUGUGCCUUCCGAUGAAGAUGUUUCUGAUGAAGAUGACCCUGAGUUAUUGAAUGAAUUGAAAGAGCUGGCAGUUGAUGACGAUGAGUCGCCCCCCGCGCCGCCGCCGCGCACAUCCCGUCCAGCGCCCCCACCCCCCGGUGCCCCUGCCAGUGCUCAAAAUAGUACUAUAAGUUUAUUGCAAGACAGAAUUUCCAAUUAUACGUUAGCUGAAAAGAAUGCCAAGGCAAGUGGGGAAAGCAGUAGAGCCAGGAGAUUCGGGCGAGGCCUCAAGACUUUGAAUGAUUUAUUAAAACAAGCUAAAGCUGGCAAACCUAUCAAUGAUGAGGACAUUCCUCCACCAGUGAGCAUGGGAAAAUCUGCAGCACCUCAGUCGGCUCCUGAACCAGUAGCUGCAGUAGAAUCUACACCUGUGCUUGACCCAGUUCCCACCGCUCCAGAAUCUGAUGAUGAACCUCCCAGUCUCCCAGAGCCUCGUGAACCACCACCGCCGCCUCCUCCUAUAGAGUCUGAAACUACAGAUCUUGAUCCUGAGAAACAAAGGGGACUGCAGAUGAUAUUGCAACGUAAGGAGGAAUUUAAAGCGGCAGCUCUAUCAUCAAAGAGGUCAGGGGAUAAAGCGAUGGCGAUAGAAUUCAUGAAGGUUGUGAAACAGUUUGAUUUAGUUGUGGAUGCUUAUAAAGCGGGCCAAGAAAUGGACCUUGCAGAACUGCCCACCCCGCAAGCGAUAGAAGCAGCAUUCAAAAGCCAAGCUAAGGAAGAAGCGCAUGUACAGACCUCAGAGGAUCCAGAACCUCCGGCCGCUGCUGCUGCCAGUGAAGCUGUUGUUACAGCGUCAACAGUUGAAGAAGCUUUGAAGCAAAGAUUAGCGGCGUUUGAGCAACAAGAAGCAAAAGCGAAGGAGGAGGGUAACUCAUCUAAAGCUCGUCGCAUGGGGCGUAUAGUGAAACAGUAUAAAGAUGCGAUCAGAUUGCACGCCGCCGGGAAACCUAUCCCGGUGGACGAACUACCCACACCUGCGGGACACGGACCAUUACCCACGGGAGGGGGUGGUGGUACCGCGCCCGCCCCCGCCCCCGCCCCCGCGCCUCGCCCCGCGCCCCCCGCUCCCUCCACGCCCCCCUCCGCCUCUAGUUCCAGACACGAGAAGCAGCUAGCUUUGCUGUUGCACAGACAGAAACAGUUUAAAGAGGCUGCCAUCAAAGCCAAAAAAGCCGGUGACAUAGAACAGGCCAAGGAAUAUUUGCGGGCGGCCAAAGGUUUCGACACAGUUAUAGAGGCGGCGCGCGGCGGACUUGUGGUGGACUUGCAGUCGCUGCCACUGCCGCCGCGUGCCAAAACACAGUUGGAGAACACGUUCGACAUAGUAUCCGCGGAAGACUGCGGCCCUUCAUCAGACGGCCCCACCACUAUAACCGCUGACGACGACGACGUACUGUCUCGGUUACAUCAGCAGCUCACGUCGCAGCUGAAGCUCUGCUUAGCCAACAGGGACCACAACAAGGCCAUGGGCCAUAUCGCCGAAGCGAACAGAUUCGAACACUUGGCCAUUACUGUGCAACAGGAUUUGGAUGUGGUUGCUGUUGCUAAGAGGUUGGGUCAGAAUCCACCCAAAUUCCAUUAUGAAUCUCGUCAGUUCUCUGUGGUUCAAUGCAACACCGACCUUAAUGAGAACGAUUUGGAGUUGACUAUCGUGCGCGGUAUCGCUUAUAACGUGCCCAACCCUAAGGACGUGGACACUUAUGUCAAAUUCGAAUUUCCCUUUCCACAGGAGGCACCGGUAUCGGAUCGCACAUCAUUAAUAAAAGACACCAAUAGUCCAGAGUAUAACGCCGUGUUUCCACUCGUCAUACAGCGGGGCUCGAGACCUUGCUUACGAGUUUUCAAACGGCAUGGCAUCAAGCUAGAAGUCUACUCGAGAGGUGACAUCCCUCACCCGAUAGUUCAGUCACCGACCAACACUAGAGCGUGCCAUGAAAGGAGCGUUCCGUGUUCGUUCGUGUUCGGCAAUCUCCGGCGUUUGUUGGUGAUAGGACAGUUUAGUGGGUGGAGUCUAUACGGGGAUUGCACUAUUCAGAAAAACAAAAGCGGCUGGUUCAGGAGCGAUACUCUGCUGGGCGCAUGCACCGUCAAACUCGCGCCCCUCGAGACGCAGGUCACUAUACACGAGGCAUUCCCUACCCGCCGGCGGUUCUUUAGAAGUAAAGUUGCGCGUGCGCACGCCGCUACUGCAGCAACAAGUGGAACACUCUACGCACAGGUGGCUGCUCAUAGACAACUAACGGCCUUCCCUGCCGACAAGAAACUAUCAACAAUUUGA
Diatraea saccharalis (sugarcane borer) is the source of this 2711-nucleotide messenger RNA. The record is from the annotation of a GenBank genome assembly. NCBI's taxonomy places the organism in Eukaryota, Metazoa, Arthropoda, Insecta, Lepidoptera, Crambidae.